Messenger RNA from Yamadazyma tenuis ATCC 10573, 1569 nucleotides. The record is from RefSeq and is a predicted model, not a curated record. NCBI's taxonomy places the organism in Eukaryota, Fungi, Ascomycota, Pichiomycetes, Serinales, Debaryomycetaceae.
AUGAACAGUGGACUGGUUGGUACAUCCCAUCAGCACCAUAACAGCCACGUCUUUCGGAGGUGUUUGGCAUUGUUCAUGUCGAUAUUCGUGGGCUUGGCGUCUGGAACGCCAUACCUCUAUGGAAUCUAUAGUCCCCAGUUAGUAAAAAGGGUCCAACUCACAGCCUCCGAUUCUGCUACCAUAUCGUUAGCAAUUAAUAUCGGGACUGGUGUGGGAGGAUUUUUGGGAGGCAUACUCAUAGACCACAAGGGACCUCAGUUCUGCAUUUUUCUCGGGUCAAUUUUCAUCUUUUUGGGGUAUAUGGGGCUUUAUCAGGUAUAUCGCCAUGCUUAUUCUAGUUUGUUUGUUAUUUGCUUCUGUGCCAUGGUGAUGGGGUUUGGGUCAAUUGCCUCAUAUUUCGCUACUUUGAAGGCUUCACAGACAAACUUUCCCGCUCAUAGAGGGAGUGCUGGGGUGUUUCCCGUUAGUUCUUAUGGAUUGGCAGCCAGUUUGUUUUCUCUUGUUACUGCUAAGUUUUUUGAAUCAGACACUGGUGGAUUAUUGAGAUUCUUAAGUUUGUGCUGCGGAACCACGGUUUUUAUUGGGUCUUGGUUUGUCAAGAUUUUUGUGGAUGAUCACCCGGUUGAUGAAGAAGCUGAAACUCAACCAUUAUUGUCGAGUUCUUCUGAAGCUAAUACUGAAGAUGCGGAGACAGCUGCCGAUAUGAAGCUCAGUUAUUCUGAUAACGCCUCUAUUGCAGGUUCCAUUUCCUUCUGGGGAAUUGGUGAUAGAACUCCUAGAAGUUCAAGUAGUUCACUUUCUCCAGACCUUGUUCCGACCGUGAACGGCCUUAGAGAAGAGAACGCCUCUGCUACUCCUAAGAGACCAGCUUUCUCUAACAGAAACAAUUCAUUUGCGUCCGCUUGGAUCAUCGUAUGGGAUUUAUUGACCAAUAGGCAAUUCUUAGCCCACUUUCUGUUGGUGGCAUUGUUCACUGGUCUGGCUCAAACAUACAUUUUUUCGAUUGGAUUCAUUGUUGCAGCACAAGUCACCUAUAGUGAAUAUAGUGAUCUUAAUGCCCCUCAAGUCCAAGCACUACAAGUUGCAAUUCUCUCGAUUGCCUCUUUUUCGGGCAGAUUAACUUCUGGGAUCUUGUCCGAUUUUCUUUAUAAAAAGUUGCAUAUCCAAAGACUUUGGAUUAUUAUUGUGAACACUGCCAUUUUGGCAGUUGGUUUAUUUAUCACCUCAGUUAACAAUGGGAACAUUCAUUUGAUUUCCUUAACUUCUGCUCUCAUUGGUGGUAGUUUUGGUUUAACCUUCGGCACGUAUCCUGCAAUUAUAGCAGAUUUCUUUGGAACGAGAACAUUUUCUACAACUUGGGGGUUGAUCUGUAUGGGACCAUUGUUGGUAUUGUACAUCUUAAACAAGUUUUUCGGUAUUAUUUAUGAUGCCAACACCGACCCAGAUACCGGAAUCUGUUACAAGGGAAACGGAUGUUAUAAAGGUGCAAUUGAAGCAUGUUUUUCAUUAUGCUUUAUCAUUGUAGUCAUCAACAUAUUAUUGAUCUAUAUACAUAGAAAACGUCAAUAA